This is a messenger RNA of Dibothriocephalus latus, 285 nucleotides long. The record is from the annotation of a GenBank genome assembly. Lineage: Eukaryota; Metazoa; Platyhelminthes; Cestoda; Diphyllobothriidea; Diphyllobothriidae.
CCGGCUUCAGAGCGGUCGGGACCUAGCACUGUGCUUAUCCCCGACCCUAUGGCGGUAGUUCAUGGUCCUCCGGCCAGCCACAGCCUAGCUGAUCCCUCAACGCGACAGUCCCCGAGCCGUGAGGUAUCACCACGUCGACCCGACGACACGGAUUAUGUGCGCUCGGUACCACCAUCGGCAACUGUCAUGCAACGACUGCAGACCAGUGUUCAACCAAAACUCAAGCCGAAGUCCUGGACCAGGGGCGACGCAAGCCCUAUAUUUUCAGCCACGGCCGACAUGUGA